UCUCACUCUAUCCCUCACCCUUUCUGGGUCACUGGUAAUCCAGCUUCCCUCUGCAAAGCACCCUGGGAAAACUUGUGUUGUUGUGUCCCCAGAGUUGACAAGUCCCUCCUGAUUUCAGACUCGGCAUGUUGUCAGACGGAACCUGAAUUCUUUCCCUCUUAAGCUGGCAAGUGACAUCUUUGAAGUCUGCUGAAGAUGAGUGCUUAUUUAGAGAAUGUAUCAAUAGGAAUGAAGAGCUCAGCUGAUGACUGUAGAUCCAUCUCAAAAGGUUUUUUUUUAGGUCCUGUUCGCAUUUGAUGACCAUCCUUGGAGAAACACAGGAGGAGGAGGAUGAGAUCCUUCCAAGGAAAGACUAUGAGAGUUUGGAUUAUGAUCGCUGUAUCAAUGACCCUUACCUGGAAGUUCUGGAGACCAUGGAUAAUAAGAAAGGUCGCAGGUAUGAGGCGGUGAAGUGGAUGAUGGUGUUUGCCAUUGGAGUCUGCACCGGGCUGGUGGGUCUCUUCGUGGACUUCUUUGCACGGCUCUUCACCCAGGUCAAGUUCGGAGUGGUGCAGGCGUCUGUGGAGGAGUGCAGCCAGAAAGGCUGCCUCGCCCUGUCCCUGCUUGAACUCUUGGGUUUCAACUUGACCUUUGUCUUCUUCGCGAGCCUUCUUGUCCUAAUUGAGCCAGUGGCAGCAGGUUCGGGGAUACCUGAGAUCAAAUGCUACCUGAAUGGUGUGAAGGUGCCUGGAAUCGUGCGUCUCCGGACCCUGCUCUGCAAAGUCUUUGGAGUGCUGUUCAGUGUGGCUGGAGGGCUCUUUGUGGGGAAGGAAGGCCCCAUGAUCCACAGUGGAGCGGUGGUGGGGGCUGGCCUCCCGCAGUUUCAGAGCAUCUCCUUACGGAAGAUCCAGUUUAACUUCCCCUAUUUCCGAAGUGACAGAGAUAAGCGGGACUUUGUGUCAGCUGGGGCAGCCGCCGGAGUCGCCGCGGCUUUUGGGGCCCCCAUUGGGGGUACCUUGUUCAGUCUGGAGGAGGGCUCGUCCUUCUGGAACCAGGGACUCACGUGGAAAGUGCUCUUCUGCUCCAUGUCUGCCACCUUCACCCUCAACUUCUUUCGUUCUGGGAUUCAGUUUGGAAGUUGGGGUUCCUUCCAGCUCCCUGGAUUGCUGAACUUUGGCGAGUUUAAGUGCUCUGACUCUGAUAAAAAAUGUCAUCUCUGGACAGCUAUGGACUUGGGUUUCUUCAUCGCCAUGGGGGUCGUUGGGGGCCUCCUGGGAGCCACAUUCAACUGUCUGAACAAGAGGCUUGCAAAGUACCGUAUGCGAAACGUGCACCCGAAACCUAAGCUCGUCAGAGUCUUGGAGAGCCUCUUGGUGUCUCUGGUGACCACCAUGGUGGUGUUUGUGGCUUCCAUGGUGUUAGGAGAAUGCCGACAGAUGUCUUCUGCAAGUCAAGUCGGUAACGACUCCUUCCCGCUCCAGGUCACUUCAGAAGAUGUGAAUUCAAGUAUCAAGACCUUUUUUUGUCCCAAUGAGACCUACAAUGACAUGGCCACACUCUUCUUCAACCCCCAGGAGUCUGCCAUCCUUCAGCUUUUCCACCAAGAUAGUACUUUUAGCCCCAUCACUUUGGCCUUGUUCUUCAUCCUCUAUUUUGUGCUUGCGUGUUGGACUUACGGCACUUCUGUUCCAAGUGGCCUUUUUGUGCCUUCCCUGCUGUGUGGAGCUGCUUUUGGACGUUUAGUUGCCAAUGUUCUCAAAAGCUACAUUGGACUGGGCCAUAUCUAUUCAGGGACCUUUGCCCUGAUUGGUGCCGCGGCUUUCUUGGGUGGGGUCGUACGUAUGACCAUCAGCCUCACGGUCAUCCUGAUUGAGUCCACCAACGAGAUCACCUAUGGCCUUCCCAUCAUGGUCACCCUGAUGGUGGCCAAAUGGACAGGGGACUUUUUCAACAAGGGCAUUUAUGACAUCCAUGUGGGCCUGCGAGGCGUGCCGCUUCUAGAAUGGGAGACGAAGGUGGAAAUGGACAAACUGCGAGCCAGCGACAUCAUGGAGCCCAACCUGACCUACGUCUACCCGCACACCCGCAUCCAGUCUCUGGUCAGCAUCCUGCGCACCACCGUCCACCACGCCUUCCCUGUGGUCACGGAGAACCGGGGCAACGAGAAGGAGUUCAUGAAGGGCAACCAGCUCAUCAGUAACAACAUCAAGUUCAAGAAGUCUAGCAUCCUCACGCGCGCCGGCGAGCAGCGCAGACGGAGCCAGUCCAUGAAGUCCUACCCGUCCAGCGAGCUGCGGAACAUGUGCGAUGAGCACGUGACCUCUGAGGAGCCCGGCGAGAAGGAGGACCUCCUGCAGCAGAUGCUCGAGCGGAGAUACACUCCCUACCCCAACCUAUACCCUGACCAGUCCCCGAGCGAAGACUGGACCAUGGAGGAGCGCUUCCGCCCGCUGACCUUCCACGGCCUGAUCCUGCGCUCGCAGCUCGUCACCCUGCUCGUCCGAGGAGUUUGUUACUCUGAAAGCCAAUCGAGCGCCAGCCAGCCGCGCCUCUCGUACGCCGAGAUGGCCGAGGAUUACCCGCGGUUCCCUGACAUCCAUGACCUGGACCUGACCCUGCUGAACCCGCGCAUGAUCGUGGACGUCACCCCGUACAUGAACCCCGCGCCCUUCACUGUUUCCCCUAACACCCAUGUCUCCCAAGUUUUCAACCUGUUCAGAACGAUGGGCCUGCGGCACCUGCCCGUGGUGAAUGCAGUGGGAGAGAUCGUUGGGGUCAUCACACGACACAACCUGACGCACGAGUUUCUGCAGGCCCGGCUGCGGCAGCACUACCAGACCCUCUGAUGGCCCAGCUCGGCCCCGCCGCCACGUGCCAGCCCAUCCUCUCCGGGAGCUGCCUUGGGAGGCAGCGGCUCAGGCUCCGCCACCAUGGCUGGCCAGGGCUGUUCCUGGGCACGGAAGAUUCCCAGUCACCUGCUCGCUUGGAAAGCCCACAAUCAUCGAACACUUUGCCGUCAGAGCUCCUGGGGUGGUAUCGAACCGUCAGAAUCUGGACUUGUCCUACUUCUCAGCAAGUAUCCUCCCGUUUCCUGCUCCCUGUGUUCCUCCAUCUAGUGCUGGCACAGGCCCCAGGCCCUCCUCCCCGCUGGCACUGGGACCAGAGGGAAAGUCAGGCCUCACCCACUGGAGGGUGGCACUCGGAGCAGUGGCACCUCCUCUUUGCUACUUUCCUCGGGAACCCAGCUGUGGCCUUAAACCAUCUUGGGAGGGACUUUGGCCAAGGCAAACACUGGGGGGAAUGCCAGUUGCAAAAUUCAAUGAAUUACUAAAUGGAGGAAUUAGGCCCUGAGAAAAUUACACAUAUUUCAGGGAGGCCCUUCUCCACUGGGACUCUUAAGUUGACAUCUUCACCAGUUCAUUUUGAGGGAAGUUCUGCUUCUGGGUGUGAGCUGGUGCUCUGGUCCCGCCCCUGUGAUGUGAAUCUCCCUAGAACCACCACCCUCCAGAAGCACAAAGCAUUCAAAUCCCACUAAUAGUCUCUGAACGAUAAAGCUAACAAUAGGGUCAGAUUUACAUCUGCCCCAGUUCUGAACGUUUUGGCUUCAUCUCCACUUUCCAGAUUACCUAUGGUCUCCUAGUGCCACGUUUUCACCCUGGUCCUUUUCUUCUCCAUCGAAUUACUAAACUCUCCAUAAGUUUUACCUGCAUCUCCUGUUGAAGCAGCCACAGCCCAGAGGAUCUUGGCAUCCCCCCUAACAUCAGGGCAUCCCCAGAUAAAACUGCUUCACUUGACUCUGGGGAAUGGUGCAGUUAUUCAUAAGAUGGAAAGAAGUGAAUCCUGAACCAGGACCACUAACAGGUACAUGAUGCAGCUUAAAAAGCCAGAGUGUGACAGUACAGCGGAUUUUUAUUCAAGGAAUAGGGUGUCUGCCCUUCACAAGUAUCUCUCACUUGCCUGCUGCUGGCAUCCCCAGCCUACCGAGGGGCUCAGCAUUGGAAACCUGAGAAGGGGUUAGCGGUGGGGAGAGGCGGAAGAGCUUCCUGCCAGCACGUGCCCCAAGGUUUUAGCGUCAGACAUAGGAAUCCUCCUUCUCUCUUUCAGGGACUUAGUUUCCCUCCAGGCUGGCUGGUCCUCUCUGAACAGGCACCCAGAGUGAGCAUUUGCACUCACUUUCCUCUUCUGCUCUCUCUGCACAAUUAGUAGCAUCUUAGGCACACCUGGCAGCCCUGCGGCAGAUGUGCUUGGAGGCUCGAGAUGGCAUCCGUUGGCUUUAAGUUAGUUGUUUUUUCUUUUUAAAUCAUGGAAGUUGCCUGAGGGCAUCAGUGCCAGGCCCCAGCAACCCUGUUCUCUCCCCUCAGCCUCCCGACUUUGUUGCCAAGGCAGCCUUUCAGCCUGGAGCUGGGUGUCAGCCCGGCUUUGCUGGCUCAGGUCUUGUGCUCCACACCCUCUAGGGAAUGACUCCACCUUCGCCCGGGGGCUGCUUCAGCGUAGUUCCCAACCGACUGCCAUUGCGGCCUGUCCAUUCCUCCCGUUUCCUUCUCUCUUUGACCAGAUUACUCUGACCUAUAGAAUUUUCCACUUCUUUAGGUGCACUUGACUUAUGAAACACAAAUGAAAUUCCCCAUAAGUAGUCUGGGAAAUCUCAAGGACCAAAAAGGCAAGCCCUCUAAAUGUGAUUGUGUUCAGCCAGCUGCCUCUAUUUUAAGGUAGCAUUCAGAACUUGACCGCAUUAUUUCUUCCUUUUAUCAAGAAGGAAACCAAUGUCCAGGUCAGGUGAGUGGCAUGACUGCCCAUCCCAGAAACCUGCUCUCCUAUUCCCUCCCCUUUCCUGUCCUGACACUGGCAGGGCUGAGGUCCAGAGGGCAGAGUCCCAGGCUGCUGGCCUGCAAGCCUCCCUGGGGGAUUGGUGUUGGAAUGUGUCCCUCCUGCACAUCCUGUUACGUUUAAGUCACCAGAUAUUUUGUUCCCAUCGAUGUAGCCCAGAGGUAGACGGCGGCGUGCGGACGCCUCCCUCUCCCUGAGCAGACUGGGUGGUCUCCAGCCCCAGCCCUUCUGGAAAGGCACGUGCUUUCCUGCCCCCUCCUGGCGUUUGCCCUUUGCAGACAAGCCCAAAGACAAGCACGGCGCCCUCGUAACAAAAUAACUGUGAGCCUCACUCCUGUGAUUUCUGCUGGUUAGAAACCUGGAUUUCAAAAUCUCGCCUGUUACCAGCCCGGUCACCUCCCAGUGACAUGGCACCUGGAUAAACAGAAAUCUUCAGGGGCCGGGUCUGGGAUUGCCUGGAGGUGAUUUCACAUUUUCCUGGAGGUGAUGGGGGAGGGGGGCGAGAGUCCCGACCCGACUGUGGGACCUUUGUGCUCUGGCGGCGGGGGGGGGGGGGGGGUGAUCUGUGUAACUAACGGUUCCUGACUGGAAUGGACACUUGCUUACUUGACCCAGCUGACCACAUGACAUUUCUGAUGCAAAAUCACUCGCUGACAAUGGCUCUUGCAGAUGAGAAAGCCUCCGGAAAGGCCAGCAGCGCCCUCCCGGGCCCGCAGUACUGACGCGCAGUGUUGCCCCACAGCUCGUGGACUUUGGUCAUUUCGACAGUAGCAGCUUCCUUUCUGUUUGCACUGUUUGUGUAUAUGGUAACGUUAGCUAAUUCUACUGUGUAUAUAAAUUGUAUUUUUUUUUAAUUUGUAAAAUUCUAUUUUUAUUUGAACUCUUGGAACUUGGAAGUUCUCGUAACCGUUAACGUCAGAAUAAAAGUGUCUUCAUGCAUCU
Molecule: messenger RNA, 5748 nt
Organism: Hippopotamus amphibius kiboko
Lineage: Eukaryota; Metazoa; Chordata; Mammalia; Artiodactyla; Hippopotamidae
Gene: CLCN6
Product: chloride voltage-gated channel 6
Exons: 23
Coding region: 297-2825 (842 amino acids)
Biological process (GO): chloride transport; transmembrane transport
Cellular component (GO): lysosomal membrane; intracellular membrane-bounded organelle
Molecular function (GO): voltage-gated chloride channel activity
Source: RefSeq, a predicted model, not a curated record